AUGGACUUUGAUGACCUGGACCAGGAGGAAGAGGUCGCCAAACAGGAGGAGGACGUAAAGCGGAAAGAAGACGAGGAGAAACGUGCAGCUGAGAAGGAAAAGCUGGCUGCCGCCCGAAGAGAGGCUUCCGAGCGCAUCGCCGCCGAGCGCGCCGAAGCGGCGGCCGGAGCGGCGGCCGCCGCCGCACCUGCCGUGCCGAAUGGUACGAAAGCAAAUGGUGUGAAUGGUGCGAAUGGUGAAGCCGAGGACCUGGCACUGUGGGAAGUCAUCGGUGGAGUUGACAAAGGAGGCAUCAUGGUUCGAGAAGGUGAAAGCACCUCCUCCACACAGAAGACCGACCGGCUCUCUACCGGGGCUUUGGUCGAGGAGUUGGAACUCAAAGGAGAUCGGCUUCAUUACAAACUCAAGAAGGGCACCGGUCCGGAGGAAGGCUGGGUGAGCGUGAAGCUGACCGGCAAGGAUCUGCUGGUGCCCUGGGUCGAGAUCGGCGAGUUUGGGCCGAAAAGACGUCCUCCAAAGUGGAAGGUGGUGAAGCAGCCACAGAUUGAAUAUGCUCAGAUGAAAGAGAUUGCGAGCAAGAAUGAUCCAGGUGACUAUUAUGGCAUGAAGUUUCCAUACACAAAGGACAUGCUUGUCGAGAUGGGUCCUGAAUGGCUGACGCAGGCCUUCCACAAGAGUGGCGUGCUGCCACGAGACAACGCGGUCACCAAAAUCACGGACGCGAAGGAGUUCGUGGGCGGUGGUGCUGGCUUGAAAUGCACCUUUACAGUGGAGUACAAGAAGGACGAAGCCUAUUUGCACAAGAAACUCUUUGCCAAGCUGCCACACAAACCUGGCGGCUCCGACAGAUACUUUGUCUCGUGCAUGUGGAACCACGACAGGCCGGAGAUCGUGUUCAACAUUUUCUUGCAGGACUCCGUGCCCUUCCGAGUCCCCAAGUUCUACUUCGGAGACAUCAGUGCUACCACGACGAACUUCAUCUUGAUCACAGAGACGAUCGAUUGGGCAGAGGGAGGCAAGAAGGUCUUUUCCCCUGGAGAGAUCGAGCCAGCCUACGACAAAUACAAGGACUGGGAGUUGCCUGAUGGUGGCCCCAUGUAUUACAUGGCGUGUUGCCGCGCUUUGGGCAAGAUGGCUGGUUACCACAAACAGAAGCGUCUCCACAAAAGCAUUGAUGAGAUGUUUCCCAUGCCGGAUCCGAUUCCCGCCAUUCCUCCCCUUCCCUCAUUGGAUGCUUUGACCAAGAAGCAAAAUGCGGCCAAGAUCGAUCAGUUCCUCAGCUGGUCCAGUCUGAAUCGACUGGACGUGUGGGGUAAACAGCCCGAUACAGUGGGUGAGACGGCGAAAGCCGUCAUGCCGGACGAGAUCACAGAUCCAGCAUUCCUGCAGCAGUGGAAGGUUGAAAUCCAAGAUGUUGCAGAUGCUUGGAUCAAUGACAACUGGAGCUUAGACAUCGAAGAUCAGGAAAUGCCGGGGUCCUCGCCGAAGUCAUCCUUUUUGCAGCGAGAUGAGCAGAAUGAGGUGGAGGUUGGCCUCUUGGAUUGGGGUGUUCUCGCUUGUGGUCCCUUGAUCGGAGCGAUGCAAGGGGCGGACUCGGUCGCCGCUGCCGCGUUCGCGGCCACCUUCCAGUUCGCCGAGCAUGAGACCCGGGAGUGCUCCGCCGCCUGCUGUGGAGGCGCCCAGACCUGCAGCGAUGUCAUUGCGCUAUGGGGUAGCAGCCAGGAGCUACUGGCCGAGUUGGCACGUGCGAGGGGGCCUUUGCCGGUCGACCAGGAGUUCGGGGUGGCUGCAUUCUGGACGGUGGCUUCUGGCAGAGCUCACAGUACUCGGAUCAAGUUGCAGCAACUUAUCGAGGACUACCGGCGAUCCUGUACCUCCGUUGCUCCGGUUCCGUCCGGGACGGAUACCACGGUCCGCCCGCAGCGUGUUCAGAUCCGGCACCUGACUGCCACGGGCCAUGGCCCCGCAGCUCCUCCCUUGCGCACGGAUGGUCCCCAGGACCCCUAUGCCCACAAGGCGGACACCUUCCUCAUUUUCCGUUGCUCUCAGGGUCAGGUCUCGCUUGUGACCUCGACAGUGUUGUGGUGCACUCCAAUCGAUUCCUCCGGCUUGGCACUGCUGUUGAGUGCCAUUGCCAGCUCGGUCUUGGCCUUGAGAAAAGAGAUGCUGCUUUCGUAUGAGCCUGCCUUCAUGUUUCUUAUCCACCACGGCAAUGUCACGCAAGUGCUGAAGUUCACCAAAGCGGCCGAGUGGCAGGAGAUCAAGGAUUGGAUGGACCCCAGGCUUCUGGAUCGCUUCCAGACACGAGCGCACACCACUCAGUUCAAAGAGGCCUUGCAACUCUACCGCAAGUGGGACCUUUAUGGAGUUUUCCACAAGUGGAAGCGAGACAAUGGAUUGCCGAAGAAAUGA
Messenger RNA from Durusdinium trenchii, 2412 nucleotides. The record is from the annotation of a GenBank genome assembly. Lineage: Eukaryota; Dinophyceae; Suessiales; Symbiodiniaceae.